UCCCCUGGCCGUCCCUGGGGCGCUCUGCGUCUCCAGUCGCGCCCCGAAGCCGCCGGCGGUCGCGGGCGGCCGGAUCCGCGCCCUGUCUCGGAGCCCGGAGGACAUGCGGGAGAGAGAAUGAGCCAGAGGGACACGCUGGUGCAUCUGUUUGCUGGGGGAUGUGGUGGUACAGUGGGAGCUAUUCUGACAUGUCCACUGGAAGUUGUGAAAACACGCCUGCAGUCAUCUUCUUUGACACUUUAUAUCUCUGAGGUUCAGCUGAACACCAUGGCCGGUGCUAGUGUCAACCGAGUAGUCUCUCCCGGACCUCUCCACUGCCUAAAGAUGAUCUUGGAGAAAGAAGGACCUCGCUCCUUGUUUAGAGGAUUGGGCCCCAAUUUGGUGGGGGUGGCUCCUUCCAGAGCAAUAUACUUUGCUGCUUAUUCAAACUGCAAGGAAAAAUUGAAUGGUGUAUUUGAUCCUGAUUCUACCCAGGUACACAUGAUUUCAGCUGCAAUGGCAGGUUUUACUGCAAUCACAGCGACCAACCCCAUUUGGCUUAUAAAGACUCGGUUACAGCUUGAUGCAAGGACCCGUGGGGAAAGACGAAUGGGUGCUUUUGACUGUGUUCGUAAAGUAUAUCAAGCAGAUGGACUCAGAGGAUUUUACAGGGGCAUGUCUGCUUCAUAUGCUGGCAUAUCAGAGACUGUUAUUCAUUUUGUUAUUUAUGAAAGUAUUAAACAAAAACUACUGGGAUAUAAAACGGCUUCUACAAUGGAAGAUGAUGAAGAGUCUGUGAAAGAAGCAUCAGACUUUGUGGGAAUGAUGCUGGCUGCUGCCACUUCAAAAACGUGCGCCACGACUAUAGCAUAUCCACAUGAAGUUGUAAGAACAAGACUACGUGAAGAGGGAACAAAGUACAGAUCGUUUUUCCAGACACUAUCUUUGGUUGUUCAAGAAGAAGGGUAUGGGUCUCUCUACCGUGGUCUAACAACUCACCUGGUGAGACAGAUUCCAAACACAGCUAUUAUGAUGGCCACCUAUGAGUUGGUGGUCUACCUACUCAAUGGAUAGCAGCAUGUGCCUGUCCUUCUAUCAAGAAAGAAGACCAAAAGAUGAUGGUGGACCACGGGAUAUCUAAGCCAGCAUGAUGGACAGAAGGAAGACAGCUGGGGAACAUGUAACUAUGCCUAAGUGGAGGUUUCCUUGUAGGAGUUAAAAUAGUCACACCACAUCACUUGAGCUUUGGCGAAAUGUAGGUGGGAAAAACACCCCAUCUUCGUCCAUGAAAACAUACUUCUCAAAAUUGCCAUUUUCUCUAUCAUAUCCACCUAACACAGUUGUUUUGCUGAUUUAUGGCAGUCAGAGUAUAGCAUUGUUUAUUCCAUAAGCACUUUUCCUGUCUUCUAAGCAAAGCCAUCUCUAAUAAUAUACUGUGGUAUGACUGCCCAAAGAUAGCAUUGACUGGCUCCUAUUCAAUUCCUGUAAAGUUGCAAAAUAACAGCAUUGAUAAGUGAGGUCCUGGGUAUUAUUUUCCCAUUUCGCUGACAGGUCCUGCCACAAUAGUGUAAACUUAAUUACUUGAUGUUAGUAGCUGAUGUUUUAGACAGCUAAUAACAAACAUACUGUCUAAAUACUUCUGUUUCCAGCAUUGAAAUGUUUUGGUUUCCACUUCUAAUAGGUGCUUGGUAAUACAUCAAAUUCAUCUGGGACAAUGAAUUAGCUUGAAAAUGAAAGGCAUUCAUUUGGACAAAAUAAAACCAGUGAGAUAGUGAUUCUGGCCGUUGUGGUGACCUGAGCACGCCUUGUCUCUGACUUGUGACUUGUGCAUGGAGACCGCGAGUGGAGGGAGUCAGCCAUAUUCUUCGGUGAUCAUUAGUUAAGAGCCGACUUAUCAGACCUAGGUAUCAGUUAUUUAAAGGGUGAGCGUUUUUCCCCAUUUUUGAAUUUUCUGUUUGCUUGCUUAGAGAUUUAGAAUUUGAACCUUAGAAUUAUUUCCAGAAGAUAUGUAGAAAUUGAAUUUAUUGUACAGAGAAGAUGGUAAUUUUUAACUUUGCCCUUACACCUUUUUUCUCUUUUGUUUGAAGGUGACAUAAUAUUGAUAUCUGGGGCAGUUAAAAAGAAGAGAGAAAUUCUGCUGUCUGAGUCAGCAGGUAGUGAUUUCAAUUGACUUAGAGUUGAAAAUGAACAAAUUAAUUUUAAAUUAAUUCUAAUUUCCUGAAUGGUAAAUCAUAAAGAGUUGAAUUAAUUCACAUCAAUUGUGCUAAAAGGCCAUAGCUUUUAAUUUUUGCUAUUGAGCUCAACUGCACCUUUUAAUAUUUUGAAUCUUGUCUGUGUGGCUCUUUCGGAAGAUGCUCACUGUCCUGUGAAGAACACCUGGUUAUGAAUGUUGCUGUGCCAGGGGAACUCCAGUGGUACCCGCUCAGAAUACAUGAACUGUCCAUUUGUGCAAUUGCUUUAUCAGACUGCUUAUGAAUGCACUUUGUGGCCUUUUUGGGUAGUGAGGGAAUAAGAGAGAAUUCCAUGUUAAAGAUUUUUUUUUAAUUGGUCCUGUGUUAGGUAGAACCCGUGUUGAUACCAUUUUUCUGGAUUUUAGAUACAGUGUUUUGGAGAUUUUCAGUAUAAAUGUUCUAAAUAUUCUGUGUAUACUUAAGUGCCCCCAGUGUUACUGAAAAUUACAGUAUGUCAUUGCAAGACCUCUCUGGUGUCACCAAUAACACAUAGUGCCCUCUUGAAUUUCCCACCUUCUUAAAAUCCUUAUAAUCAACAGUAACUGGAUGUUUUUGAGGUGCUUUGAUUGGAAUUUUUCAAUAUUCCAAUCUCAUUUGGAGACCAAAGGCAAAAUGAGUUCUCUUACCUUUGGGAUUAUUAAUAACCUUUUUAGCUUUGACAUUUAUUGUGGGGCACAUACCAAAAAAAAUAAAUGGAGGUUUCUAACAUAAAUCUGCAGUUUCAGUCUAUAGUAUUUGCCUUUUCAGGUGCCACUCACUUAGGCUUGCCUAAUAGAAUGCCAUUUGCCUUGGAAGAUCCGUAAGCAUUAGUCAAUGCUGAAGGUAGGACAGAAACUUUCUCUAAUCUUAAUGAUCUCAGUACCCCACAAAUGGUUAAGAAUGACAUGAAAACCACCAGCCAAGGAACAUCCUAUUGUCUCCUUGUAGCAAAUUCAUAACAAGUGUCAUUUAAGGAUAAACAUUUUAAUCCUAUUUAUUUGCAUUUAGCAAGUAAAACAUUUGUUGGCCUUUAUUACAUUAUAUUCAGCUUUCAAAAUGAGUAUUAUGUAUACAAGGGGCUUAAAACGCUUGGAAAAACGACUGUAAUUCCAUUUUUGCAGUUUAAGAGGUCCUGUCAUAUACAGGGAGGACAAGUUUUAGUGUCUUAGAUUUUGUUUCUUUGUGCAACAACUGGAAAGGAGCAUUGAUGUUUAUUUGAAUUGAUUGCUUUUGUUCCCAAAGCACAAUCUAUAGAAGUUUACAUUAUGUAUGAGAGGCAUCAUUAGGAAAAAGAAAACUAUAUAUAAAAAUUGUAUAUAAACUUUAUCUCCAGACGAUCUCUUUGGAGAAUUUUUUUUAUUAGUGAUUCAAAUGUUUUAAAAAGAAAAACAAAAACGCACAUUCAAAGCAUUGGAUUCCUUUUUUGUUGUUGUUGUAAGAAAAAUCCUUAUUUUAAUCUAUUUUCUAUCAAAUGAUUUUUUGCUUUUGUUUUUCUGGUAUAAAGGGUGUCAGCACUCCAGAUUGGUAUGUACUUCUAUUAGAAGAUAUGCUCAGAAGAUAGACCUUAUCUAAAUGAAAGUAGUAGAUACUAAAAGAACAUUCUCUAAUCUGGUGCCUGUUGAUUUAUAGAAAUUAUUUGCUGAGUUUCAAAAUUCAAUUAUGAGAAUUAUCUCUGUGAUUGUGGGGUGUACCAAACAGAGCUUUUAUGUCACACGCGGAAAAAUCGUCACCAAAGCUUUGUUUUCAUUCUCAUUAUGUAUGUAACCUUACUAGAUGAGGCCCACACGUAAUUGAUUUAUAACUUCAAAACCACAACAGAGAUUACUCUGCCUGUUGUCUCCUAGCACAAACUAAUGCCCCCUGUGGACCAGCAUUAUUGCAUUAGGACCAGUGGAGUUUGGGUUGCUAAAGACAAAUGCUCACUCUUGUACCAGAGUAUAAAUAUCUCAGCAUUUUUAGAUUUUAAAAAAAUAUUCAUUAUUUUUAAUUGAAAGGGUUUAUAUGCCAGGAGUUAUCUAGCUCUUACUCUCUGUCUUGUUCACAUGCCCAGUACCAGGUUGUUCAUGGGCUCAUUUGCUCAGAGUGUUAAGUUUGAAGGGACCCCCCCUUGGAAACGAAUAAGAAAAAUAUUCAGCCCUUUCCUCUUCCAAUAGUGAUCAUGGCUUCAACAUUCCUAAGAAUAUAGAUGAUUCUGACCAUUUAAAUUGGAGAGAAUUUUAACAUACGAAAUUAAGACAACGGACUUACUGCCUGUUCAAAUCUCCUUUCCAUCCUGCCCUUACAUUGCUCAUACACACUUAUUUGGAUGUGAUGCCGGUCGAAACUGAGAAUUCAGUUUGGCUUGCUUUCUGUGUUGCUUUUUGAAUGUGUACCCCAGCAUAUGUGAACAAUUAAAUUAUGACCCAUCAGUCAUAGCUAAAUAGUCAACUUCAUACGAAUUGCUGUCUUUUAGUCAUUUAUAUGAGGUUUGCUAUUUUUGCAUUAUUAUACAUAGCUGUAAAUUAUGUGCAUUUACUCUGUAUUUAUGUUAACAAGCUGACUUAUGUGAAUUAUUAAAAUUCAAAAAGUUAAAUGUU
Echinops telfairi (small Madagascar hedgehog) is the source of this 4765-nucleotide messenger RNA. It is a transcript of the gene SLC25A36, whose product is annotated as solute carrier family 25 member 36. Gene Ontology annotation, molecular function: pyrimidine nucleotide transmembrane transporter activity. Bases 118 to 1053 code for a protein of 311 amino acids. The record is from RefSeq and is a predicted model, not a curated record. Gene Ontology annotation, biological process: pyrimidine nucleotide import into mitochondrion. Gene Ontology annotation, cellular component: mitochondrion. The transcript has 7 exons. Lineage: Eukaryota; Metazoa; Chordata; Mammalia; Afrosoricida; Tenrecidae.